This is a messenger RNA of Xiphophorus maculatus (southern platyfish), 678 nucleotides long. RefSeq lists its product as uncharacterized. The coding region runs from base 10 to 678 and encodes 222 amino acids. The record is from RefSeq and is a predicted model, not a curated record. The transcript has 6 exons. NCBI's taxonomy places the organism in Eukaryota, Metazoa, Chordata, Actinopteri, Cyprinodontiformes, Poeciliidae.
AGCAGAAACAUGUUGGCGCUGGUGAUAAGUUUGAUCUCCUUGAUUCCAGCUAAUGGAGCUGCUCAUGGAGCUGAUGUGAGCAUUUCACCUGGAAACGGUUUUAAACAUCGAGUCGGAGUAGAUUUCAACUUGAGUUGUAAAUUCACAUUUUUAUCCUCCAUGCAUUUUGCACAGAUGUGGAAAGAAGGUGAAAGUAAGAAGUGUCUCAUCAACAUGACCUCCUCUCAGCCCAAUGUGACUGUGGUUCUGCACAUCACGUCUGCAAAAAUAGCAGACACUGGGAAUUACAGCUGUAGCACUCAUCCAGAUUAUAAAACAGUUGAUGCAAUUAGUCCUCUAGUCUACAUUCAGAUAAUAGGGUCACAGGCAGCGUUUCAGCCCAUCUCAACUGUCAGUGUUCAAGAAACACCAUCUGACUAUGAAGAGUCACCAGGCCAUCACAGGCAAGGCAGCCAGUCAACGCCAUCCACCCCGACCACAGUGAGCAACCAGAAGCUUUGCAGCACAGACCUACAUAACAGUAAACCAGAUCUCUAUAUUUCUAUUGAAGAAGGGAGUCGGACCACAGGAGUUGCUGGUUGUUCUUUAAUGCAGGUUGUGGCAGAGGCCUGCACAGAUAGAAAUAAAAAUCCCUUUAACAUGCAGCUCUUCCAUUCACAGGAGUUGGAAUUCCCCUAG